This is a messenger RNA of Octodon degus (degu), 1722 nucleotides long. RefSeq names its product C-X-C motif chemokine ligand 16 (gene Cxcl16). The coding region runs from base 683 to 1411 and encodes 242 amino acids. NCBI's taxonomy places the organism in Eukaryota, Metazoa, Chordata, Mammalia, Rodentia, Octodontidae. The transcript is spliced from 4 exons. Gene Ontology annotation, biological process: response to tumor necrosis factor; positive regulation of cell growth; positive regulation of cell migration. Gene Ontology annotation, molecular function: low-density lipoprotein particle receptor activity; chemokine activity; scavenger receptor activity. The record is from RefSeq and is a predicted model, not a curated record.
GAACCGCAGGAGACCUAACCCCUCCGGACGCUGCACUACUCCGGUACCUGCAGCCGUCACCACUUUCGAAGGUAAAUACCUCGGGGGCGGCUGUGACGUCAGGCCCAGAGCCCCGCGCCUCCUGGCGGUCGGGCCCCGAGGCUGGGCAGGUGGCGCCCCGAGGCUGGGCAGGCGGCUCCGUUGGCGCAAGCCGCUAGACGCCCACGCCUCGUUAUUCCACCUUGGCCAUGUGACUGGGCAGCAACGCCUUCGAGGCGCCCCGGGAAGCGAGAACGUCCUGAAGCAGGAACGGCUGUCCAGAGGGUCCCCCAUACCGCAGCUCCGGCCCGGACCUCCCUCGGGGGCGCCCCGACUCGCCUCCCUCGCAGCCAGAGUUUUCUUUCGGUUUUGCGGGACAUUCUUGCUACCCCCUUGGACGGAGCCCAGAGUCGGGGCCAGCGCUGAGGAAGCAGCUCCGCCUGCGGGGCUUUCCCUACCGCGGGGGCGGGGGACAGCGGCGCGGGCUCGGCGGUUCGGUUCGGCUCCGGAUGGCGCGAGCGCGGGGCUGGAGGACGGCGUCUCCGCGCGCCCCCGGCCCGGCCGAGUCUCCUCCAGAACUCGCGAGCCGAGACAGAAGCGGGAGCCUCUGAGAAAUCAGCGGCGCGUCGCACUCCCUGUCCUCCAGACUCCGAGGUGCCCGGAGAUGAGGCGGGGAUGGGGACUUCCGCCCCGCGCCCUGCUCCUGCUGCUGGUGCAGGUGACUCUGCCAGGUGAUGGCAACGAGGGCAGUGUCGCUGGAAGUUGUCACUGUAGUAAAACAUUAUCUUCUGACUUUCAUGCGGGGAAACGAUUCAUGGAGCAUUUCCGAAAAUAUGGAAAAAUCUACCAUCGCUGUCCGUUGUACAUCAGGUUUGAGCUUCGUUCCCAGAGUGUGUGCGGGGACAGCCGAGACCAGUGGGUCCUUGAAGUGAUGAGCUGCUUUGAUAGCGGAGAGUGUGGACAUGCUUAUCGGGAGAAAGUGGUCCAUCAGAAGCAUUUGUCUCCCCACGGCACCCCAAUUCCCAGACCCACAGAGGGGGAACCUCCAGACAGAAGCACGCCUCCCCAGAAGUACCCGCCAUCUGCCUCGAAGUCUACCCCAAAGCCUACCCGUCUGCCAGGGACACUGUCCUUGGAUAAAGGGCUCAGCCACUUCAGUGAAACCACCACUCCCACUGUGGGCUACAGUCUAGAAACUGGGCAUCAGGCUAAGGAGAACCAGAAAGAUCUGAAAGAAAAAGCAAGUGCUACUGGUGGACCAUCAUCUCUGGUGCCAGUACUGUCCCUUCUGGGCAUUGUCUUCUUCUUGAUUGGAAUCAUAUCCUAUAUGAAAUGCAGAAGGAACAGGGAACAGCCACAACAGUACACUCAAGCUGUUACGGCUUAUGUCUAGAUAUACCUCCAAAGCCAAAUGCAGUCAUAGGUGGCACUUUCCUGAAGUGGCUGGAUCUAAGGUGUGUGAUGCUGGGAUCAUGGAUGUGAUGCUGGGGUUGACUCAUGGCACAAUGCUAGGGUUAAGGGUGCUUCACGCUGAGUAUGCCACUUGCCCUAAAGAUGAGUAGCCUGGAUAAGACAUAAGAGACAGAAGGAGGGUUGCUGUGCUCACUGCUUAUCACUUACUGCUUGCUGUUUGAUGGCUGCCUUCUGCCUGCCCUACUUUGCCAUGGAGGGGGCCUGCCCCUUAGCUCAGUUCUUUAAGUGGCU